Venustampulla echinocandica is the source of this 879-nucleotide messenger RNA. RefSeq names its product putative NADPH-dependent beta-ketoacyl reductase (RhlG). NCBI's taxonomy places the organism in Eukaryota, Fungi, Ascomycota, Leotiomycetes, Helotiales, Pleuroascaceae. The transcript has 3 exons. The coding region runs from base 1 to 879 and encodes 292 amino acids. The record is from RefSeq and is a predicted model, not a curated record. Gene Ontology annotation, molecular function: oxidoreductase activity.
AUGGCAACUAAAUAUGACACCGAGCUGAGGGACUUCCCCAGCCUCUUCUCUUUGAAGGGGAAGGUCGUCGUUGUGACCGGUGGCAGCAGAGGUCUUGGUUUAUCCGCAGCUUCCGGUUUGCUCCAAGCUGGAGCAUCCAAAGUCUACAUCACAUCUCGCAAAGCCGCUGCCUGCGAAGAGGCGGUCAAAACCCUCAAUGCUCUUCCUAAUCUUGCCCCCGGCGCAAAGGCCAUCUCCGUCCCAGCGGACAGCUCUACGUUCGAAGGUGUGGAGCAAUUGGUGAGGGAUGUGAGCAAGACGACCGAUCACGUCGAUAUAUUGUUUGCAAACGCGGGUGCUACAUGGGGAGAGGCUUUCGAUACGCAUCCAGAUGCGGCCUUUGCCAAAGUAAUGGACUUGAACGUUAAGAGUGUUUUCAACACCACCCGAUUGUUUGCACCUCUGCUUCAAAAGAGGGGCACUAUCGACGACCCAUCAAGAAUCAUUAUUACUGGGUCGGUAGCUGGUAUUGGUAUUGGCACACUUGGGGCAAACGCUACAUUUGGUUACUCAGCGUCCAAAGCUGCAGUCAUCCACCUCGCCAACAAUCUUGCUGUUGAGUUAGGACCCAGACAUAUUCUGGUCAAUUCUAUCGCUCCCGGCUUCUUCCCCAGCAAAAUGGCCAGCGAAUUGAUCAAGAAAACCGGUGGUUUCGAGGCCCACGCCGCCAGGAACCCAAACAAGAGAUUGGGCAAGCCCGAGGAUAUUGCGGGACUGGUAGUAUUCCUCUCCAGCAGGGCGAGUUCGCACAUCAAUGGUGCUACAAUUACUGUGGACGGAGGCGAGGUGUGGUCAAGAGGGGGAAUGGGCAAUACGCAGGCUGAGACAGCUAAGCUGUAG